Messenger RNA from Moesziomyces aphidis, 864 nucleotides. NCBI's taxonomy places the organism in Eukaryota, Fungi, Basidiomycota, Ustilaginomycetes, Ustilaginales, Ustilaginaceae. The record is from the annotation of a GenBank genome assembly.
AUGCUCGUCGCUGACGACGCCAUGGGAGCCGCAGCAGAGUCCUUCCGACAGGCACUGCAGCAAGCGCGUCAUCCAAUCGCCCUCGCUGGUGCAGGCUUGAGCGCUGCCAGUGGCAUCCCAACCUUCCGUGGUGCGGGAGCAACGCCAGAGGCGUUCAAGCGAGAUCCGAGCAAGGUCUGGCAAUUCUAUCACUACCGUCGAUCUGUUGUCCUCGCUGCGUCGCCGAAUGCUGCCCACAAGACGCUGGCCAAACUCAUGAUGCAGAGUCCCUUGCGAGAGCAGCUUUUACCCAACGCUCAAUCUUUCCACCUCGUCACCCAGAAUGUUGAUGGUCUGUCGGGUCGGGCGCUGCAAGAACUUGCGCCGUCGGAACAGUCCUUCCCCUCUGCAACAGCUGGCUCGAUUCUCGAGAUGCAUGGCAACCUCUUCAAGACGAUCUGCACUUCCUGUGGAGACUCGCGCAUCGACUUGCGCGAUCCGCUGUGUCCAGCCCUGCGUGGGGCCGAAGAUCUUUCGGGCGAGUAUCGAGCCAUCCCGACCGAGCACUUGCCGCGCUGCUCCCGAUCCGGCUGCAACGGACUGCUGCGACCUGGCGUGGUCUGGUUCGGCGAGUCGAUCCCCGAGCUCGAUCGCAUUCAACCGCUCAUCUCCAGGUGCGACCUCAUCCUCGUGCUUGGCACCUCCUCGACCGUCUACCCUGCCGCUGGUCUUGCACAGAUCGUCAAGCACUCCAACCACGGCCAGGUCGCAGUCUUUAACAUCGAAGAGCCAUCGGACAAUGAACGCGACGAUGUGGACUGGCACUUUGUCGGCCCCGUCGAGACGCUCCUUCCACAGAUUUUGUCCGUGACGUCGGAUUCGUGA